Messenger RNA from Oncorhynchus nerka (sockeye salmon), 9131 nucleotides. Its product is annotated as calpain-15-like. Gene Ontology annotation, cellular component: cytoplasm. Lineage: Eukaryota; Metazoa; Chordata; Actinopteri; Salmoniformes; Salmonidae. Gene Ontology annotation, biological process: proteolysis. Gene Ontology annotation, molecular function: calcium-dependent cysteine-type endopeptidase activity. The record is from RefSeq and is a predicted model, not a curated record.
UCACUCCCCGGGCUCCAUGGCGGCAGCGGUGCAAGGCAGCGAAUGGUCUUGCGGCCGAUGCACCUUCCUAAACGCAGGGGCGGCGCCGCGAUGCUCCAUCUGUGAGGCACCUCGCCAGAAGCCUGACCUAAACCAGAUCCUGAGGCUGAGCAGCACCGAAGAGCAGCAACGCUGGGCCUGCCCCCGCUGCACCCUCAACAACCCCCAGGGCUCCGGCGCCUGCACCAUCUGUGGCUUUGGACCCUCGCCAAGCACCCCCACACCGACCACAACCAUGGCGACCAUCGCCAAUGGCCUCGUGCCGCCGAAGACUCCCACACCUGUCAUGACUCCCAUGGUUCUCCUGGAGCCCCGCGGGCAGCAGCCGUCCGAGGAGGCAUUGAGGAGGUCAGAGAGCAAUGGGGAGGUGGGGGACCUGAGUGGCCCGGGUGGACCCGAGGGGCAGCAACACCACCACUUGGGCUGGGCGUGCCCGCGAUGCACACUUCAUAAUACUCCUGUUGCACUGUCUUGUUCGGCCUGCGGGGGACCAAGGAAACUGUCGCUGCCCAAGAUCCCCCCUGAGGCGUUGGUGGUGCCCGAAGUGCACACGCCCGUGCUAGGGUUUCCCGUCCACGUGGCCCCUGCCCCCCCGCUCCUCAUUGACUUGACGGAUGACUCACCCACUGCAGCCGCCCCCUGCGAACCCCAGGAGCCCCCCACAGCCUUGCCCCCACCUCCACGCUCCUCCCCUUUCACGCCCUUCUCCUCUCUCCAGAACAACCCGGUGCCCCGCAGCAGGAGAGAGGUGCCCCCACCGGGGCGUCCGCCCAACCCUAACCCCAAUGCCCCAAGCCCAACUUCUCCCUCCACGGCCUGCGUGCUGCCCCAGCACUGCCCUGCCCUCUGCCCUGCCAAGCCCAAGCACGCCCAGCCCCAGGAGCCCUCCUUCCCCAGCAAGCGCCACAGCAUCCUGGAGGAAGGGGACGGCACCCACCCCUUUCCUUGUCACAUCUCCAAGACCCCCGUCACAUCACCACCCACCUGGAAGUGCCAUGGAUGCUCCCUGCCCAACCUGAGUGACUCGUCCAAGUGCGAGGCAUGCCACUCGUCGCGGGCCGGCGCCGACCUUAUCGACCUGGUGGGCUGCGAGUCGGUGCGCUUCACACCAGAAAACCCCUCUAGUCCGGACUCCAGCCCCUGGGCCUGCUCCAAGUGUACCCUACGCAACCCCCCCGGGAUGACCAAGUGCCCGGCCUGCUGCUCCUCCAAGCUACAUGGCUUCCAGGAGCCUAGUUCUCACUGCUGCCCGCACUGCAGGCUCCCCGGCCCCUGCUACUGCUCCUCAGCCUCCUCCACAUUGUCUUCUGGACACAAAGCUAGAAAACAGGCCCGGGUCUACCCCUCGCCCUCGGCCACCAACACCUCUUCCUCCUCAUCCUCGUCCUUCUCUUCCUCGUGCACACUGCUGCAGGAGAAGCAGUGGGGCUGUCCGGCGUGUACGCUGCUCAACGACGUCAAGUCCAAGAACUGCGCAGCAUGCCACACACCUCAGCAGUACCUGACACUGCGCAAGGUGGCCAAGCCGCUUAAGAGGAGGGAGAGCAUGCAUGUGGAGGCGAGGCGGCGCAACGACGAGGGCGAAGCCAAGGAACUCUGGGAGGACAUCACUACCUUCUGUCGAGAGAAUGUGGUGAACUUCGUGGACGACAGCUUCCCCCCUGGUCCGUGUUCCGUGGGCUUCCCAGAGGGUGACAGCGUACAGCAGCGAAUCAAAAAGUGGCUCCGCCCCCACGAGAUCAACUGCAACAACUUCAAGGACCGGGGCGUCAAAUGGUCCGUCUUCCGCACCCCGCGGCCUUCGGACAUCCUGCAAGGCCUGCUGGGAAACUGUUGGUUCCUUAGUGCGUUGGCGGUGCUGGCAGAGCGUCCAGAGCUGGUGGAGAGGGUGAUGAUCACCAGGGGCAUCUGCCAGGAGGGGGCUUACCAGGUCAGGUUGUGUAAGGAUGGUACCUGGAUAACCGUCCUAGUGGACGACAUGCUGCCCUGCGACGAGUAUGGAUACCUGCUCUUCUCCCAGGCCCAGCGUAAGCAACUCUGGGUGGCCCUGAUAGAGAAGGCCCUUGCCAAGCUCCACGGCUCCUACUUUGCCCUGCAGGCAGGGCGCGCCAUCGAGGGCCUGGCCACGCUGACAGGGGCACCGUGCGACUCCCUCAUGCUGCAGGUCAGCUCCACCAACCCCCGCGAGGAGCCCAUCGACACGGACCUCAUCUGGGCCAAGAUGCUCAGUUCCAAGGAGGCCGGGUUUCUGAUGGGGGCAUCAUGCGGAGGAGGGAACAUGAAGGUGGAUGAUGUGGUGUAUGAGUCGUUGGGCCUCCGCCCUCGCCAUGCCUACUCUAUCCUGGACGUACGGGACGUGCAGAGCUACAGACUUCUGCGGUUGAGGAACCCAUGGGGUCGCUUCUCGUGGAACGGCAGCUGGUCAGACGAGUGGCCUGAUUGGCCGCAGCUCCUCCGCCACGAACUCAUGGCCCACGGCAGCAGCGAGGGCGUCUUCUGGAUGGAGUAUGGAGACUUCAUCAAGUACUUUGACUCAGUUGACAUCUGUAAGAUCCAUUCGGAUUGGCAGGAGGUGCGGUUGCAGGGCUGUUUCCCCAGCAGAGCCUUUGGUCCUGUUACGGUCACUGCCCUGACCGUGCUGGAGAGGACCGCGCUGGAGUUCGCCCUCUUCCAGGAGGGCAGCAGGCGGUCGGACACAGCAGACAGCCACCUGUUGGACCUGUGUAUCAUGGUGUUCAGAGCAUCGUUUGGCAGUGGUAACAAGUUGACCCUGGGCCGGCUGCUGGCCCACAGCAAGCGCGCCGUUAAGAAGUUUGUGGGCUGUGAAGUGAUGCUGGAGCCGGGCGAGUACGCCAUGGUGUGCUGCGCCUUUAACCACUGGCAGAUGCAUAUCAGCGGAGUGGGGCUGCCCACACCAGUGUCGAGCCCCACGAGUGCACGGCGUCCCACCCAAGACUUCCCAGGGUACAUUCUGGCCAUCUACAGCUCCCGUCAGGUGAUGGUGGAGCAGGUGGAGGCUACCGCUACCACGCUGGCCGACGCCAUCAUCCUACUGACCGAGAACAAGGGAGAGAGACACGAGGGUCGCGAGGGCAUGACAUGCUACUACCUGACCCACGGCUGGGCGGGACUGAUCGUGGUGGUGGAGAACCGCCACCCCAAGUACUACCUCCACGUGUCAUGUGACUGUACAGACAGCUUCAAUGUAGUGUCCACCCGCGGCAGCCUCAAGACCAUCGACAGUGUACCGCCUCUACACAGGCAGGUGCUGGUAGUGCUAUCCCAGUUGGAGGGCAACGCAGGCUUCUCCAUCACCCACCGGCUGGCCCACCGCAAGGCCGCUCAGGCCUCCCUAGGGGACUGGACCCCCACCAAGGCCACGCACAGCCCCCAGCUCACCCCCGACAUUGACGGGCUGCACCGGCCACGGCCCCUAUGACCACGGCCCCCCCCCUCUCACACACACAUACACAAGCUAAUGACACACGCGUACGUGAACACACAUGUGCGAAAAGAGGGGGCUGUAUCAAGCUGGAAUACACACAAAACAUUUGGAGAGAGGGGGUAAUUGUGGAGGCAUGCGUGGGGAGGAUGGCUGGACAGAGUACAUGUGGUUUUCCUCCUCCACCUUUUCCUCUAAUUCCUCGAUCCCUGAAGGAUGAGGACUCAACCCUGCCAAACGCACCUGGAUCCAGUUGGGAAUUAGGAGAAGAGGGUGGAUUGAUGUGCCUUUUUGGAUGUGGUGGGGGAUGAGGGACACCUCCCAGGUUAAAUCAGCAUUUCUGGGUGACUAGAGGGGUCCUGAGCCUGAGAUCCUCCAACCAACAAUGAAGAAUUAUAUAUCUAGCCUUGUCAACUACAACGCUGUACUGUAUGUCUGACUAUGGACCAGUUACAACUGAAGUCGGAAGUUUACAUACACCUUAGCCAAAUACAUUUAAACUCAGUUUUUCAGAAUUCCUGACAUUUAAUCCUAGUAAAAAUUCCCUGUCUUAGGUCAGUUAGGAUCACCACUUUAUUUUAAGAAUGUGAAAUGUCAGAAUGAUAGUAGAGAGAAUGAUUUAUUUCAGCUUUUAUUUCAAAUUCCCAGUGGGUCAGAAGUUUACAUACAUUCAAUUAGUAUUUGGUAGCAUUGCCUUUAAAUUGUUUAUCUUGGGUCAAAUGUUUUGUGUAGCAUUCCACGAGCUUCCCAUAAUAAGUUGACAGAAAUGGUGUAACUGAGUCAGGUUUGUAGGCCUCCUUGCUCGCACACGCUUUUUCAGUUCUGCCCUUAAAUUUUUUAUAGGAUUGAGGUCAGGGCUUUGUGAUGGCCACUCCAAUAGCUUGACUUUGUUGUCCUUAAGCCAUUUUGCCACAACUUUGGAAGUAUGUUUGGGGUCAUUGUCCAUUUGGAAGACCCAUUUGCGACCAAGCUUUAACUUCCUGACUGAUGUCUUGAGAUGUUGCUUCAAUAUAUCCACAUAAUUUCCCUUCCUCAUGACACCAUCUAUUUUGUGAAGUGCACCACUCCCUCCUGCAGCAAAUCACCCCCACAACAUGAUGCUGCAACCCCCUUGCUUCACACAUUUGGGAUGGUGUUCUUCGGCUUGCAAGACUCCCCCUUUUUCCUCCAAACAUAACGAUGGUCAUUAUGGCCAAACAGUUCUAUUUUUGUUUCAUCAGACCAGAGGACAUUUUUCCUAAAAGUUGCAAACCGUAGUGUGGCUUUUUUAUGGCGGUUUUGGAGCAGUGGCUUCUUCCUUGCUGAGCGUCCUUCCAGGCUAUGUCGAUAUAGGACUCAUGUUACUGUGGAUAUAGAUACUUUUGUACCUGUUUCCUCCAGCAUCUUCACAAGGUCCUUUGCUGUUGUUCAGGGAUUGAUUUGCCCUUUUCGCACCAAAGUACGUUCAUCUCUAGGAGACAGAACACGUCUCCUUCCUGAGCGGUAUGACGGCUGCGUGGUCCCAUAGUGUUUAUACUUGCAUACUAUAGUUUGUACAGAUGAAUGUGGUACAUUCAAGCAUUUGGAAAUUGCUCGCAAGGAUGAACCAGACUUGUGGAGGUCUACAAAUUUUUUUCGGAGGUCUUGGCUGAUUUCUUUUGAUUUUCCCAUGAUGUCAAGCAAAGAGGCACUGAGUUUGAAGGUAGGCCUUGAAAUACAUCCACAGGUACACUUCCAAUUGACUCAAAUGAUAUCAAUUAGCCUAUCAGAAGCUUCUAAAGCCAUGACAAUUUUCUGGAAUUUUCUAAGCUGUUUAAAGGCACAGUCAACUUAGUGUAUGUAAACUUCUGACCCACUGGAAUUGUGAUACAGUGAAUUAUAAGUGAAAUAAUCUGUCUGUUAACAAUUGAUGGAAAAAUUGCUUGUGUCAUGCACAAAGUAGAUGUCCUAACCGACUUGCCAAAACUAUAGUUUGUUAUCAAGAGUGUUUGUGGAGUGGUUGAAAAACAAGUUUUAAUGACUCCAACCUAAGUGUAUCUAUACUUCUGACUUCAACUGUAUAUUACACAGACAGAUGCCAGAACUGCGCCUGUUCCUUCCCUAACCCCCCAACAGAUGUAAAUGAAUGCCCAGGAACCCCACAUCUCAAGGGUUAAAGGUCAUUCAGAGGUCAGGGUGGAGUGCUGUAACUACUGAGCCACCUUGGGGCUGUUCCCCCACUGAGCCAAUCCACUACGUGACCUGACCACCUGAAACCCACUGUUCUUGGUCUAUGGACCCAACUCACCUUACUCAAGGUAGAAGUUGCCUUGAGCUGUUCUAGGAUCAGCUUCCCCUCCUUAUAGCCUAACCUUUAUUAUUGGCGGAAGAACUGCAAAAAUGUACCUUAGAUCAACAUCUCGGCCUAGUGGAAACGUUGUCCUACACCCAAUAGGCUCUGCUGUGUGAGGUUUGGUUUGGGAUGGAAGGAAGGAGGGAGGGAGGGAGAGGGUACAAUUAUGAUCCUCUAUUCUACACUCUGGAACUACGUGAGCCAAACCCGACUACCAAUUUUACCACAAUCAUUUACUAUUUUUAGAAGCCAUGUUGUCGUUGCCAGUCUAAUUUUUAUUUUUGCCAGCAUUCUUUGUUCUGUAUUUUGUAUGUGUCCUUGAAUCGUUUAACAAGCCAUCUCGUGUCCCAUCCUGUCUGUUUGACGGUCAUCUGUCCAAGCCCUCCCCAGUUUCUCUGCUGUUGAAAUGCUGUGUUAUUAUUUCUCAAACGCAAAGCAACUCCUAUCCACUUCAUAUGAACGCUGGACUUUGAUUUGACAUGUUACAGAAUCAUUGGGUUUCAUAUACAGUUUUCCACAUACAGUUAGUUGUACAGUACAUAUAGCAUAGCUGGAAUCUUCAAGUUGUUGGACCUCGCUAUUUUAACUCGACAUUCUGUCGUUCGUUAUCCAUGCUAUCCGUCGCUCCGGAUGAGGCGACAGGUUUGGGACGGUAGCUGCUUUUCAUCCAUAGCUGUUAGUUUUGGGUACGGGGGAAGAGAGGUAGAGAAAGAGCGUAUGGUACAGAUCAGCAAAUUGAGUCUAUCUGGGUGUCGUGAAAAAUAGGAAAUGUAACCUCUUAGCCUCUAUUUUCUCUCUUUCUUCCUUGUCUUACUUUCUCCCUCAGUUAAGCAGUCAAUGUCGAAGGAGGCAAGAUCAUUUUUCCAAUCGCCUGCUCUGUCUCCCUGAGGUUGAUUGACUUUGCACAUUCAGUCAGCCUGCUCACUAUUUGGUACAUGUAUAUCAAGGCUUGCUCCAGCAUUAAUAUCAACUCUUCAGAUACACAAAGUUAAAGUCCUGUUGGGAAAAUACAACUGUGGAGGUCAAUGGAUCAUUGUCAUAUUAAAGUCUCCAUUGUAGGUCUUCCUGAAUUGUUAGUAGUCUCCAGUUUAAGGAGAAGUCAUACUAACAUACAUACAUAAUUAUUAGGCAUCAGAUGGAAGAAAAUGUGACGGGGAGGGACUACCUGGAUAAUAAGGAAUGAUCAUUUCCGUUUUUCAUUGCCCGUUCUAAUGAACCGGAUCUUGAAGAGGAAGUGAGUUUGUUUUAGCGUUGGAGGAGUUGUUUGAGCAUUCAGUUAGGUUGGUGCGUCAACCUCCGAAAACAGAGCAUCUGCACUGCUGUCCCUAAGGGACGCCCCAACACAUUAGAGAACAAAUGUAGCUUUUUAAUAAGAAAUUAGAUGUUUUAUUGGACAUGCACACACACACACACAGACGCAAGCACAGACGCACACACUCUCUCUCUCACACACACACACACAUACACUGAAGAGGCCCCUGCAAUAUGGUGAUGCAAUGGCGGAAUGUAGUGUUUUCUUCCCUCUCCGGCAAUCUUGGUGCGCUGUGUGCCAUAAUGCACAGGGAGCCGUGAGACUAUGUGAAGUCACAACUAUUAUUCAUGUUUUACGCCGUAGUCGUCAGACUUCUAGCCUGUUUGAAACUGUACAGUGUUCUGGCUGGUUUAACCAGGCUAUCAGACUUUUAGCCUGUUUGACACUGUACAGUGUUCAGUCUGGUUUAACCAGGCUAUCAGACUUCUAGCCUGUUUGACACUGUACAGUGUUCAGUCUGGUUUAACCAGGCUAUCAGACUUCUAGCCUGUUUGACACUGUACAGUGUUCAGUCUGGUUUAACCAGGCUAUCAGACUUCUAGCCUGUUUGACACUGUACAGUGUUCAGUCUGGUUUAACCAGGCUAUCAGACUUCUAGCCUGUUUGACACUGUACAGUCUUCAGUCUGGUUUAACCAGGCUAUUGGACUUCUAGCCUGUUUGACACUGUACAGUGUUCAGUCUGGUUUAACCAGGCUAUCAGACUUCUAGCCUGUUUGACACUGUACAGUGUUCAGUCUGGUUUAACCAGACUAUCAGACUUCACAACACAAAUCCCAAUUUUGAAGCUGAAACAAUUCACUUGUUCCUUCUCCUGCCAGAGGUUGAAAGAGGAGACAUUCUUAAACACGGGGGGGGGUUCUAGAAAUGUUGCAUGUGUUCUAAUGUAGUGUCUCAGGAAAUAAUGGAAUUAUGGAAUAAGAUCUUGAGCUGACCAAGUCUGCACGAUGACUUAAUAAUAUGGCUUUUUGACACCAGUCAUGGCAAGUAAAUAGCCUGACAAUGUCAUCAUGAUACAUGCUGUCUCGUGCAAACUACUUCUAACUUGUUGCAUAGCCAACUAGUUGCCUAAAUAGCAUACCCAUGACAGUGUCAGUACUUUAGGCAUUAUGACCAUAGUAUAGUUCAAGUAGUCCACUGUUUUAGUCCAAUUCUAACAUGUACCAGAACACUUUCAGGAUAAUGUUGGUUCGCUCUCUGUGAUUUCAGCCGUGUCGAUUUCCAUUCUCUGUGUUCAUUUAUUAUAGUAAAAAAGAUUUGAUCAAAGCACAAGAGAACCUGCUGUAUCGCAAAUGUAAAACGUGUCCAAGUAAGACGGGAUACAUACUGGACAUGUAUGAGUGUGUAAUCUGUGGAUAUGAUGAGUCCGGCGAUUGUGAACAUCCAUUGAUUGAUAGGUGACAGAAAAAUGAAUGUUUUUAUAUAUUUUAGCCGAGCGGGACUGGCUUUUGUCAGACACUGAAACCUGCACUGAGAAAUACAUGAAAUCAAAGGCACCUCAAAUGUCAGUGUCAUGAGGCUCUGUGACUUCACUUUGCAUGUUGUGUGCUUACAUGUUUUUGUUGUUGAUAAAUGUCUUUCUUGUUCAUGUUCUCUCGCUGUCUCUGUGUUGUUCCAUUGGAUCAUUCACCUCGUGUUGAGUUGUGGUGGUUAGUGACUCUUCCUUGCAGAAGAGGCCCUGGUGUUUUCUAUAGACUAUGGCCAGUGGUGUGGACUAUGUGGAAAUCUCGACCCUUUGACUAUUCACAGUCUCUGUCUAUCUAUCUGGUUCUUUCUUUGUAAACUGUACAGACUCCAACGCUAUAAUCCACACCAACUGAUACAGUGAACCAACUGUUUUAAUCCAACAUAUUGCUGUAACAAAAAUGGAACUCUUCUUAUUUGGGCAGGAAUGUUAUAUACUGUAUAGAGUAUUUUAUUGAUUUUGAGGAGAAAAUCUAUAUCUAAAAAAAUCUAAAUAAACGAUGUAUGUUUUUCAUCUCAGGUUCCGAUGGGCCAAAUAAAUAAAAACUAUUUUAAAAAAUACAA